Molecule: messenger RNA, 3848 nt
Organism: Stomoxys calcitrans (stable fly)
Lineage: Eukaryota; Metazoa; Arthropoda; Insecta; Diptera; Muscidae
Product: protein regulator of cytokinesis 1
Exons: 1
Coding region: 172-2331 (719 amino acids)
Biological process (GO): mitotic spindle midzone assembly; microtubule cytoskeleton organization
Cellular component (GO): spindle; cytoplasm; mitotic spindle midzone
Molecular function (GO): microtubule binding
Source: RefSeq, a predicted model, not a curated record
CAAAAAAUCAAGUUUUUAACAACAGAACUCAAAUUUUUGACAACAGAACUCAAAUUUUUAACAACUAAAACCAGUCUCUAAAUUAGAAACAACAAAUAGCUUCAACACUAGUGCAUUCUUGCAAAUUAUUGGGACAAAAUAAUCGUUCAAUAGUUCUGUAGCAGCGCAACCAUGGCAAACUAUGAAAAAGAAUGUAAAGAAAUGCAAUACCUUACGCAUAAGUAUGUGAGUGAGAUCACCAAAAUAUGGGAAAAACUCUUUGAACAGGAUACAUGUAGAGAUAACUUGCGCAAGCUUGUGGAACAUGCCAAUAAUUUUUAUCGUGAAUUGGUUGAUGAAUCACUGAAAAGGAAGGCCUAUAUUGAGGGCGAAAUAGAGGAUUUAAAAAAGGAGGCGGAAAACCUUAAAAGGUUACUUAAUGUUAAUGUAGAGCUGCCUUCAUAUCACUCAGAAGAUAUUCCCCUCCUAAGAAUUCAAUCAGAACUUGAUAAAAGCUUGGAGGACUUGAGAGACCAGUUAAGACUGCGCAAGGAACAAAUUUGUGAAUUGCUUUUGGAGCAAGAAGCCCUUUGCGAAGAGCUGGGAGAGCCACCACGUGCUUUACUGGCCGAUCCUUUGCCAACGGCCGAGGAGAUAGAUGAAUUCCGUAUACACCUGGACAAGCUGAGGGAUGAAAGAGCUGAACGCUUGAGCCGCGUGUCAAACAUGCGCAGGGACAUUAAGAAUUUCCUACAAGUUUUAGAGUUGAAGGUGAACACCGAAACCGAGGAUCGUUUGCUUAACCAUCGUGAGAUACCCAUGAAUAAGGAGACAUUUAAUGGUCUGAAGAGAAUGUACGAUAACUAUGGAGCCCAAGUGCAAGAAUUAAGGGAUACCAUCGACGGAAUGCGUAAUAAAAUAAGCACCCUCUGGGAUCGCCUGCAGACUUCUCCCAAUACGCGACACAAGUUUAAUCGCUACAAAGACUACAACCAACACACCUAUGAUGUCUUCUAUAGCGAAUUGCAGCGCUGUGAGCAGCUAAAGAGCCAAAAUAUCAAAUUGUAUGUGCAACAGAUAAGGGAUGAAAUCGUUCGGUGGUGGGACAAGUGCCUCAAAAGCGAAAAGCAAAGAGAACGGUUUUCCGCCUUCAGCUCAACCUGUUAUACAGAUGAUCUUUUGGAUCUACAUGAGUUGGAGUUGAAUGACUGCAAGAUGCAUUACGAGACCAACAAGCACAUUUUCGACUUAUUUGCAGAUCGCAAUAUUCUAUGGGAUCGCAUGUGUGCCUUGGAGGCAAAGGCCUCCGAACCGGGUCGCUACAAUAACCGAGGUGGGCAAUUGCUGAAGGAGGAGAAAGAACGCAAAACUAUUGCCACGAAACUUCCCAAAAUCGAGCAGCAAAUCAGCGACCUUGUGCGGGAAUACGAAGAAAGAGAGCAUUCUCCAUUCUUGGUGUAUGGUGAGAACAUAGUCGAAUUCAUGGCCAAUCAGUGGGAACGCAAACGCAAAGAAAAAGAACAAUUGCAAUCAGCCCGAAAAAAUGCGGCCAAGACGCCAGGCCUCACACCAGUUAAGCCAAAUGUCACUAUGCGCACCCCCAUGUCGUUGAAAAAUGCAUCGACAGCGUCCUCGCUGCGCAAAACACCUUCAACCACAAAUCUAACAAGUCAAAUAGGCAUAUCCUCCCAAAAGCGUAAACUGAAUCCGGUGGAAAAACACACGCCAAUGGCCAAACGUAGUCUAAUGCAGGCCUUGAAUAGUCCAAGCAUAUUUCUCAAGCCAUCCACCACAAAAAAUACCCUGCCGCAAUCAAAAUUGUUAGGCUCGGCGUCCAAAGUUUCCGCAUUUAAAUCGCCUUUGAAGAAAGCCAAAGUUAUAGGAACCACUUUAAAGCGUAAGAGUGGUCGACUUAGUGCAGGCACGAAAAAGCGAAGAUCUAUGAAUAAGAGUGGUACGGCGGCUCGUAAUAUACCACGCAUUGUAGUGCAGGAUUGUGCCUCAUCAGAUGGUUAUACCACGGACAAUACAGCCGACGAUACCUAUGAUUCAUUCCAGAAAUGCAUUGAACCAGCAUCUAGAUCAUCCAUAAUACAAAACACCACCACACAAUCGUCCAGCAGUAGUGCAACGAUGCGAAAUCGUCGCAUGCAAAAAAUGGUAAUGGAUGAAAAUGCACGUCUGGCAAAAUUGCCUAGACCACGGCCAAUUAGCAGGACUCCUUCGAAGCAGAAUUUAACCCAUCACAGUAAUAGCACCAACAUAACCAGAACUCCAACGAAUGCACACUCGCCGGUCUCAUGUUCGACGGGUCGUAAGUUAACCACAAAAAAUUUGCCCAUUAUUAUUUAAGGACGUUUUUAAAGAUACAGCCAGAGUCUCUAGUUUAUAGUAUUUUUUAUGUUGUUUGUAAUACAUGGUGUUAGGUGUUUUAUGUUUUUUUUUCAAAUUUGUAAAAUUGAAGGCAAGAACGAUGAUUUUUUGGUUUAGUUAAGGGGAAAAAGGUAAAAUAUGAACAUUUUGUAUAUUUUCCUUAAACCUUAGACGCUUCUUUAUACGAGGCUACUUAGUGUGCCUGUUUUUAUUUUAAUUUCUUAUUCGAAUUUUGACUAUUAAUAUAACUUGACACUAUCAACACUUCAAAUAAUGUUAAAAACGUUUUUAAUAAAUUAAAUGAAUAAAACAAUCGGCAGACAGGAUAACAUACUUUCGGGUUCCUGUAAAACCCAUUUUGAGGGUACUAUUUUGCCUAUAUUAAGCUUUCAAAUCAAACUUUGGUACAAACCUUUCGAUAUUAAUUGCUACCGUCAAGUUCCUUAUCAUGUUGUGGAAGUAAAACAACGCCCUACUAACAUUCUAAUCAUUGGGGCUUGAAAAAUUAUGACAUGAUUUCAAGCUAAAAGUUUUCUUUUUUAAUAUGACUUUUCGUCAAAAUAUGUUCUGAUAUAUUGUUAGAUAAUUUUCAGAUAUAUUCUUAAAAAUUAAUGAACCCUUAUCAGUUAUAGUUCUAACAUUUGUUAGUUGUCUCUUUUACAAGCUUAAAUAAAGGAGAAUGGGAAUGGGUUAAAAUGCAUUGCGCCUUAGCGCAAAUGUUAACGAAAAGCUCGAUCAAAACAUGAGACAUUUUUACAUAAUUUCAAAUUUAAGUUUAAAGAAAUAUUAAAGAGCUAAACAUCUUUUCAAAAUAAGUCCAUGCCCUAAACUUUCGGUCUAUAGAUUUCAGUUUUGAGCCCCAGUGCCCCGUUGAGGCUUUGCUAUAAAAAGAAAACCAUUAAUCAUUGAGCUAACUUUAAUCGAUUCGAGAAAAUUUCAUAAAAAUUUGUCUUAAAAGAAAUUUCAUGAAAAGUUUUGUUUGUAGAGAUAAUUUCAGGGAAAAUUUUUGUCUUUGGAGGAAAUUUCAAGAAGAUUUUGUCUUUAAAAAAAGGCUGUACUUUUGUUUGGCAAAAAUUUCAGCAAUAUUUUGUUGUCACAGAAAUUUAGUAUUUAGAGAAAAUUUCAUGGAAAGUUUCUUUUUAUAGAUACAAUUUUUAGAUACAAUUACAGAAAAAAUAUCCCUGAAAAAAUUUCCAUAAAACUUUCUCUAAAGACAAAGUCCUUUACAUACUCGCUUACAAAAUCUUAAGUCUAUUGUGGUACCAUAGUAGGGACAAGCUAAGGCCCCUGGUAGGAUCGAAAUGGCAAUCGGAGAACGCUACCAACUCGGUAAUCGGGGCGCUUCAAAAUUCCCGUUAAAUUGUCUUCUUCUCUUUAGAAAACAUUUUCGGGAAAUUUUUUGUCUGGAGAGAACAUUUUUUUAAUAAAUUUUGUUUUCUUUUAAGAGAAGAUUUUCGGGAAAUUUUGUCUUUAGAGAAUAAUUACGGGAAAUUUUU